Molecule: messenger RNA, 3508 nt
Organism: Danio aesculapii
Lineage: Eukaryota; Metazoa; Chordata; Actinopteri; Cypriniformes; Danionidae
Gene: ehd1a
Product: EH-domain containing 1a
Exons: 5
Coding region: 354-1955 (533 amino acids)
Biological process (GO): clathrin-dependent synaptic vesicle endocytosis; endosomal transport
Cellular component (GO): intracellular vesicle; plasma membrane; clathrin-coated pit
Molecular function (GO): molecular adaptor activity; calcium ion binding; GTP binding
Source: RefSeq, a predicted model, not a curated record
CCAAAUUCAACAAACAGCUUUAGCAAAAACCGAGGCUUUUAUUAUGAAGUACGCUCCAAGUUUCCGCAUACGAACUACAGUCGGAUUUUCUUAUUGAAAGUUGCGAAGAGAUCUGAUUAGAUUAGCAUUAGUGCAACUUUAAACGACGUACGGUCCCAGAAAGUGUGUCGCAAUAGCCUCAGAUACACGCAUUGCGUUACAUUACAUUACACUGCAGUUCAGGGGUUUGCCGGAGGGAAGUACAAGGCUGUGCAGGGGUGGGACAGUCAGUCAAAGUUUCGACAGGACGUUUUCUGAGCAGAGAGGAGCGGUGUCUUUUAAUCUCGAAUUAAACUCUUCGUGUAGCGUCCACCAUGUUCAGCUGGUCGAAUAGAGAUGGUAAGAAAGACCCAGAACUUUUCCAAAACGUGUCCGAUGGACUGAAGCGCCUUUACCGCACCAAACUCUUCCCUCUGGAGGACACCUAUCAUUUCCAUGACUUCCAUUCACCGGCGCUGGAAGAUGCGGAUUUUGACAACAAACCCAUGGUGCUGCUGGUGGGACAGUACUCGACCGGGAAGACCACCUUCAUCAGGCAUUUAAUGGAGCAGGAUUUCCCCGGGAUGAGGAUAGGCCCCGAGCCCACGACGGAUUCCUUCAUAGCGGUUAUGCACGGUGAGCAAGAAGGCGUCAUACCUGGUAACGCGCUGGUGGUGGAUCCGAAAAAGCCUUUCCGAAAACUCAACGCAUUUGGCAACGCUUUCCUCAACAGGUUUAUGUGUGCACAGUUAAACAACCCGGUACUAGAGAGCAUCAGUAUCAUCGAUACUCCAGGCAUCUUGUCAGGGGAGAAACAGAGGAUCAGCAGAGGCUAUGAUUUUGCUGCUGUUCUGGAGUGGUUUGCGGAGCGCGUGGACCGAAUCAUCCUGCUCUUCGACGCCCACAAGCUGGACAUUUCGGAUGAGUUUUCAGAGGUGAUCAAGGCCCUGAAGAACCACGAGGACAAGAUGCGCGUGGUGCUGAAUAAAGCGGAUCAGAUCAGCACACAGCAGCUCAUGAGGGUUUAUGGAGCCCUCAUGUGGUCACUGGGGAAGAUCAUAAACACUCCUGAGGUGGUGCGGGUUUAUAUCGGCUCCUUCUGGGCUCAGCCGCUGCUCAUCGCUGAUAACAGGAAGCUGUUUGAAGCUGAAGAGCAGGAUCUUUUCCAGGAUAUUCAGAGUCUGCCGAGAAACGCAGCUCUGAGGAAACUCAACGAUCUGAUCAAAAGAGCACGUCUUGCAAAGGUACAUGCUUACAUUAUCAGUGCUCUGAAGAAAGAGAUGCCGAGCGUGUUUGGCAAAGACUCAAAGAAGAAAGAACUUAUUAACAACUUGGGCGCUAUAUAUGAAAAGAUCCAGAAGGAGCACAACAUUUCUCCAGGAGACUUCCCAAACCUAAAGAAAAUGCAGGAGUUGCUAUCUGUUCAGGACUUCACCAAAUUCCCUGCCAUAAAGCCCAAACUUCUGGAGUCGGUGGAAGACAUGCUUGGUAACGACAUCGCUAAGCUCAUGGCGCUGGUACGUAAAGAGGAGGCCACCAUGCCUAGCCAAUCAGUGAAGGGCGGUGCUUUUGAAGGAAUCUCAAACGGCCCGUUCGGUCAUGGGUACGGAGAAGGCGCCGGCGAAGGCAUCGACGAGCUGGAGUGGAUCGUGGGUCGCGACAAGCCAUCCUACGACGAAAUCUUCUACACCCUCUCGCCAAUCAAUGGGAAGAUCUCAGGAGCUACGGCUAAGAAGGAAAUGAUGAAGUCCAAGCUGCCCAACACGGUGUUGGGAAAGAUCUGGACUCUGGCCGACGUAGAUAAAGAUGGAUACCUGGAUGACGAGGAGUUCGCGCUAGCCAAUCACCUGAUCAAGGUAAAGCUGGAGGGGUUUGAGCUCCCGGCUAAACUUCCCAAUCAUCUCGUGCCUCCAUCCAAAAGGCAAGAGCAGAAUUGAGGAUUUCAGUGGCUUGAGCUUCAUUCCAAAAGUGCCCAAACCGCAUCGCUAGCUAGGUUUUUUUAUUGAAGGAAAAGAAAAUUGACAUACAAUACGACAUUAAUCAUUACAGUUUCCUUCUGUUUUAACCCAAGCACCACUCGCAGGACCUAAACAUCCCAAGGCAGCUUAAAACAGUGUUUCCCAAGCCUGUUCCUGAAGGCACACCAACAUUACACAUUUUCAACCCUUCCCUAAUCAAACACACCACAACCAACUCAUCCGAACAUAAGAGACUCCAAAACCUGAAGUUAAUAGGUCAGAUAAGGCAGACAUCCAAAAUAUGUGCUGUUGGUGUGCUUUCAGGAACAUGGUUGGGAAACAUUGGCUCAAUACAAUAAUUACGGUCAAAUAUUGUAAUUUUAAUGGAAAAUAAUAACAAAUGGCAUGGAAGAAGCAGGUGGAAGAAGAAAAAAAAUAAUAAUAAAAUCAAAUUUGCAGGACUACAAACUACAUUAAAGACAAAACACAAUGAAGCGGACACAAAGAGAUUAUUUAACAGCUGGGAAAUUCCUCCAGAUUUGCAAAAUAUGAUAAAAUAGGUUCCUCCGCUAUCUAGUUUUGACCAUACUUUUGACCAAUGUUCUCCAACUCAAUUCCUGGAGGGCCGCAGCUCUGCAUAGUUUAGCUCCAACCACCCCCAACUCACACCUGCUUAAUAGUCUCUAGUAGUCUAGAACACCUUGAUUAGUUGGAUCAGCUGUGUUUGAUUAGGGUUGAUGGAAAACUGCAGAGCUGCGGCCCUUCAGGAAUCCAGUUUGAGAUCUAUGCUUUUGAAUAACCGGUGAGCAGGAGCGGGUUUUCUGUUUUAAAUGCGUAGAUUUGUAGGCAAUGGAAAUAUGCUUUGGCUGAGAAUGAUUGGACUGAGACCAUGAACUAAUGUGCCAGUGACAGACUUUCUUUCUUCUCUUGUUAAGUUUUAGAAAUGGAGAAACCACUAUAAUAGCGCUGAAUGAAUUUAAUUAAUUGCAGAACUUACUUGUGGUACUGUUUAUUGGGCAUUGAGAGCGAGGAGAUUUUGAGGAUGUUAAGGGGGGUGUUUAAUUUACAAAUAAGUAUAAUGUGAAAAUAAAUAUUCCAUUUAUGCCAUAUAGGUCUCAAACUCAAUUCCUGGAGGGCCGCAGCUCUGCACAGCUCCAACACUAAUCAAACACAGCUGAUGUAGUAGUGUUUAGUAGUCUUGAACACCUUCAUUACUUCGAUCAGUUGUGUUUGAUUAGGGUUGGAGGAAAACUGUGCAGAGCUGUGGUCCUCCAGGAGUUUGAGACCUAUGAUUAUGCUCUAUGACUCCAAAUAUUAUUGCUUUUUUUGGGCAAUACUUCCUUAACUUAUUCUAUUCCUUGAUAGCAAUUUUAUCUGUUGCGUAUUUUCAAUUUUGAAAAUGUAAUGUUGAAUGUAUUCUCUUGAUUUAAUUUCUUAAGGGUGUAUCUGUACUUUCCUUUGGGAGCUUGUGAUUUGAAAUCCUCAUCUUGAAUGCAGCGAUUAUGUUGACCAAUAAAAGAGUUUAUUUGUAA